Molecule: messenger RNA, 1096 nt
Organism: Telopea speciosissima
Lineage: Eukaryota; Viridiplantae; Streptophyta; Magnoliopsida; Proteales; Proteaceae
Product: superoxide dismutase [Fe] 3, chloroplastic
Exons: 8
Coding region: 117-908 (263 amino acids)
Biological process (GO): superoxide metabolic process
Cellular component (GO): chloroplast nucleoid
Molecular function (GO): metal ion binding; superoxide dismutase activity
Source: RefSeq, a predicted model, not a curated record
UGUAACAUAAGUGCAUAACCCUAUGUCCUUUCCACUCAAACAAGUUGCAGAUUGACUAAAUUCUAAUAAUAUUACUGCAGUGAUGCUGUUUUAAUUUCUUGUGUAGCAGAGCAGAUAUGGCUUUCUGUUGUAAUAAAACUUGCCCUGCAAACUCUCAUCUUCUGGCGAGCGACUUUUGGAGGCCAUUCAAGAUUCCCAAGUUUCAAUAUGUGAAGAAAGGACGAUUUGAUGUGUCCCAAAGGGCUUCAAAGGCUCUGGCUUUCUUUGGCCUGACAACUCCUCCAUAUAAACUUGAUGCAUUGGAACCAUAUUUGAGCCGGAAGAUGCUGGAAAUGCAUUGGGGAGCUCAUCAUCGUGAUUAUGUGGAGGGUUUGAAUGAACAGCUUAAGAACAAUGAUCCAUUAUAUGGGUACACUUUGGAUGAACUAGUCAAAGUAACCUACAACAAUGGGAAUCCUUUACCAGAAUUUAACAAUGCUAUCCAGGUCUGGAACCAUGAUUUUUUUUGGGAAUCCAUGCAACCUAGUGGUAGCAACAUGCCUGGAGAAGGUCUUCUUCAGCAGAUUGAGAAGGAUUUUGGUUCUUUUACCAAUUUCAGGGAGAAAUUUGUAGAUGCAGCACUUACGCUAUUUGGUUCUGGCUGGGUUUGGCUUGUACUGAAGAAUAAGGAGAAAAGACUUGCGGUGGUUAAAACAUCAAAUGGCAUCAACCCACUACUUUGGGGUGACUUUCCCAUCAUCAAUUUGGAUAUGUGGGAGCAUGCUUAUUAUCUGGAUUAUAAGGACGACAAAGGAAAAUAUGUGAAUACGUUCAUGAACAACCUUGUAUCAUGGGAUGCAGCGACAGCACGCAUGGCCCGUGCUGAGGCUUUUGUGAACUUAGGGGAGCCCAAAAUUCCUGUUGCUUGAAACGUUUCUUGUGUGAGUAUGUAAUUUUUUAUUUUAUUUUAUUUUAGGGUAAACUUGUAUUUAAAAUUUGUUUUAGUGGAUGGGCUCUUUUUUAUCAUCUUUGGAACUGAUAUCCAUUAGGUUGCACAUACUCUACUAGUCUACUGUAGUUUAUGCAUAAUUUCAAUCAUGUAGCAAUGACUUAGUGC